GGUUGUAGUUGAUCCACGGAGUUUCGCCAUGCGCAACUGGGGGGCUUUCGCGGCCCGCGUCUGGGCGGAGUAGCUGUCUUAGCCCCGACCAAACCGUCCUCUACAGCCUCCUGGCCCAGGCGCAGGCUGCCCCUACCGUCCUUGGGAUGAAGGAGCCCAAAGAGCUGUUGCCCGAUUCGGGUGCUGUGUUUACAUUUGGGAAAAGUAAAUUUGCUGAAAAUAAUCCCAGUAAAUUCUGGUUUAAAAAUGAUGUCCCUGUACAUCUUUCAUGUGGAGAUGAACAUACUGCUGUUGUUACCGGAAAUAAUAAACUUUACGUGUUUGGUAGUAACAACUGGGGUCAGUUAGGAUUAGGAUCAAAGUCAGCCAUCAGCAAGCCAACAUGUGUCAAAGCUCUAAAACCUGAAAAGGUGAAAUUAGCUGCCUGUGGAAGGAACCACACCCUGGUGUCAACAGAAGGAGGCAACGUAUAUGCAACUGGUGGAAAUGAUGAAGGACAGUUGGGGCUUGGUGACACUGAAGAAAGAAACACUUUUCAUGUAAUUAGCUUUUUUACAUCCGAGCAUAAGAUUAAACAGCUCUCUGCUGGAUCUAAUACUUCAGCUGCCCUAACUGAGGAUGGAAGACUUUUUAUGUGGGGUGAAAAUUCCGAAGGGCAAAUUGGUUUGAAAAAUGUAACUAAUGUCUGUGUGCCUCAUCAAGUGACCAUUGGAAAACCUGUCUCCUGGAUCUCUUGUGGAUAUUACCAUUCAGCUUUUGUAACAACAGAUGGUGAACUAUAUAUGUUUGGAGAACCCGAGAAUGGGAAGUUAGGUCUUCCUAAUCAGCUCCUGAGCAAUCACAGAACACCCCAGCUGGUGUCUGAAAUUCCUGAGAAGGUGAUCCAAGUAGCUUGUGGCGGAGAGCAUACUGUGGUUCUCACAGAGAAUGCUGUGUAUACGUUUGGCCUGGGACAAUUUGGUCAGCUGGGUCUUGGCACUUUUCUUUUUGAAACUUCAGAACCCAAAGUCAUUGAGAAUAUUAGGGAUCAUACAGUAAGUUAUAUUUCUUGUGGAGAAAAUCACACAGCUUUGAUAACAGAUAUCGGCCUUAUGUAUACUUUUGGAGAUGGUCACCACGGAAAAUUAGGACUUGGACUGGAGAAUUUUACCAAUCACUUCAUUCCUACUUUGUGCUCUAAUUUUUUGAGGUUUAUAGUUAAAUUGGUCGCUUGUGGUGGAUGUCACAUGGUAGUUUUUGCUGCUCCUCAUCGUAGUGUGGCAAAAGAAAUUGAAUUCGAUGAAAUAAGUGAUACUUGCUUAUCUGUGGCGACUUUUCUGCCGUAUGGCAGUUUAACCUCAGGAAAUGUACUGCAGAGAACUCUAUCAGCACGUAUGCGGCGAAGAGAGAGGGAGAGGUCUCCAGAUUCGAUUUCAAUGAUGAGAACACUACCUCCAAUAGAAGGGACUCUUGGCCUUUCUGCUUGUUUUCCCCCCAAUUUGGUCUUUCCACGUUGUUCUGAGAGUAACCUAGAGAGCGUCUUAUCUGAACAGGACCUCAUGCACCCAGGGGAACCAGAUUAUUUUCUAGAUGAAAUGACCAAAGAAGCAGAGAUAGAUAAUUCUUCAACCGUAGAAAGCCUUGGAGAAACUACUGAUACCUUGAAUAUGACACACAUUAUCAGCCUGAAUUCCAAUGAAAAGUCAUUAAAAUUAUCACCAGUUCAGAAACAAAAGAAACAACAAACAAUUGGGGAACUGAUGCAGCAUACAGCUCUUACUGAAAACGAUGAUAGUGAUGAAUAUGAAGAAAUGUCAGAAAUGAAAGAAGGGAAAGCAUGUGAGCAACAUGUGUCACAAGGGAUUUUCGUGACGCAACCAGCUACGCCUAUCGAAGCAUUUUCAAAUGAGGAAAUAGAGAUCCCAGAGGAGAAGGAAGGAGCAGAGGAUUCAAAAGGAAAUGGAAUAGAGGAGCAAAAGGUAGAAGCAAAUGAGGAAAAUGUGAAGGUGCAUGGAGGAAGACAGGAGGAAACAGAGAUCCUAUCAGAUGACCUUACAGACAAAGCAGAGGAUCAUGAAUUUUCUGAAACUGAGGAACUACAACUGGAAGAUGUGGAUGAGGAAAUUAAUGCUGAAAAUCUGGAAAGCAAGAAAAUUGUGGGAGAUGAUGAAAGUGUUCCUACAGGUUCCCACAGUAAAACAGAAGGAGCAGAAAGAACCAGUGAUGAUAGCUCAGCUGAAACCAUUGAAAAGAAAGAAAAAGCCAACCUGGAGGAACGGGCCAUUUGUGAAUACAAUGAAAACCCAAAAGGAUCCGUGCUUGAUGAUGCAGAGAGCAGUUCAUUAGAAAUUCUGGAAAAUAGUGAAUCAACACCAAGCAAAGACAUGAAAAAAACACAGAAGAUUUUUCUAUUCAAAAGGGUCCCCUCAAUAAAUCAAAAGAUGGUCAAGGAUAACGAUGAGCCGCUCUCAGAGAUAAAAUCCAUAGGAGAGCAGAUCAUUUUAAAAAGCGAUAAUAAAGAUGCUGACCAGAACCACAUGAGUCAGAAUCAUCAGAAUAUUCCACCAGCAAGUACAGAGAGAAGAUCAAAAUUCUGUACAAUACUAUAAAUAUAUAUUUAUGUUUUCACAGUCACCAAGUGUACUGUAAUUUAUACUUCAGAAACGUUAUAACUUAUGAAGGAAAGUUUCUGAUAGUAUUUUAAAGAUAUAAGUCAAUAUGUUUUAUUCGGCUUCUAUCAGUGUGACCAGUUUUGAUAUUUAUUUAUGCUGAUAUUUUUAACAAGUUGUUUCAAAAUAUGUGUAUCUCAAAUUCUCCCUCAAGUGUUGUGGCCUUAACUGUUCAGUGUUGCAAUAAAAAAUAUAUUUUUAUACAUUGAAAAUUGAAAUAAGAUAUUUCAUAGUUUUUACUAAACAAUUUUACUUCUUUAUAAUUUUAUAAGGCAAUAUUUGCAAUCUCAUGACACUGUAACAGUUUUUGAUGUAUUUACAGUUUUUACAAAACUGAGGUAAAAUUGUUUAUAAUGAACAUAUUUUAAUAAACUAUAUCUGGCCAGUUCCA
Messenger RNA from Rhinopithecus roxellana (golden snub-nosed monkey), 3039 nucleotides. RefSeq names its product X-linked retinitis pigmentosa GTPase regulator-like. Gene Ontology annotation, biological process: visual perception; protein ubiquitination; ubiquitin-dependent protein catabolic process. Gene Ontology annotation, molecular function: ubiquitin protein ligase activity. NCBI's taxonomy places the organism in Eukaryota, Metazoa, Chordata, Mammalia, Primates, Cercopithecidae. The record is from RefSeq and is a predicted model, not a curated record. Gene Ontology annotation, cellular component: photoreceptor outer segment.